Molecule: messenger RNA, 4324 nt
Organism: Cynara cardunculus var. scolymus (artichoke)
Lineage: Eukaryota; Viridiplantae; Streptophyta; Magnoliopsida; Asterales; Asteraceae
Product: tRNA ligase 1
Exons: 28
Coding region: 1-3642 (1213 amino acids)
Biological process (GO): tRNA splicing, via endonucleolytic cleavage and ligation
Molecular function (GO): RNA ligase (ATP) activity
Source: RefSeq, a predicted model, not a curated record
AUGUCGGCAUCCAGCCGCGCCUUCACUUCUACUCGUACACUCUCUUCUUCUCCUCUGUUUUCACCUUCGAUUACUUCUUCAAAGAGCUUCACCUUCUUUCGCCUCCACUUUCGGCAAUUCAUUCAUCGCCAUAGCUUUAUUGUCAUCUCUAACAUCUCAAAUUUCAGCUCAAUCAUGCCGCAUAACCAGAAAAGGGGUGGUAGGACAGAACAAAGGUGGAUUCAGAAGCCAGGCAGCGACAAGAUGGAUGGGCCCUCUGAUGUACCAGAGGUUAAGUCUGCAGCUUCUGCUGAGUCUAUCACCAAUGGAAUUAAUAGGCUUGGGAUUGCUGAAAACAAUGCACAGCCUCCCGUUCCCGUGCCACAGUUCGGGAGUAUCAGUGUGGAUGAGAUAGCACCUCUUCAUGGGCAAAGCAAUGGACAGUCCCAUGUCUCAGUUGGAUGUUCUCUAGUAAAAAAUGCUAAUCUACAUGGUAAACAGUAUGUCUUCAAACCAAAGUCUUAUGGAACGGUGUCUGGUGCAACAACUGAUGAUGCAAUAACUACUACUACUACUGCAACUACCAGACAGGAAAAUGCAGCUCAAACUGCUGCUUUGAGCAAGUUGUUUAGACAAAAUCUGUUGGAGAAUUUCACUGUAGAUAAUUUUACAUACUCCACUGCCAAAAUACGAGCAACAUUCUAUCCUAAAUUUGAAAACGAGAAGUCUGAUCAAGAGGUUAGGAUAAGGAUGAUUGAACUGGUCUCAAAAGGCCUUGCUACAUUGGAGGUGUCACUCAAACACUCUGGAUCACUUUUCAUGUAUGCUGGUCAUGAGGGUGGAGCAUAUGCAAAGAACAGCUUUGGGAAUGUUUAUACUGCGGUUGGAGUUUUUGUUCUUGGAAGAAUAUUUCUCGAGUCAUGGGGCACUGAAGCCAGCAAAAAACAAGCAGAGUUCAAUGCAUUUCUUGAGCGAGAACACAUGAGCAUAUCGAUGGAAUUGGUGACUGCUGUUCUAGGAGACCAUGGGCAGCGUCCUCGGGAAGAUUAUGUUGUUGUGACUGCUGUCACUGAAUUGGGCUACGGGAAGCCUAAGUUCUACUCCACUCCAGAGAUUAUUGCAUUUUGCAGAAAAUGGCGCUUACCUACAAAUCAUAUUUGGUUGUUUUUAACAAGGAACUCUGUAACAUCAUUUUUUGCUGCUUAUGACGCAUUAUGUGAGGAAGGGACAGCUACAUCUGUAUGUAAAGCUCUUGACGAGGUUGCAGAUAUCUCCGUGCCAGGAUCAAAAGACCACAUAAAGGUGCAGGGUGAGAUUUUGGAGGGCCUUGUUGCACGUCUUGUAAGCCAUGAGAGCUCAAAACAGAUGGAGCUGGUACUGAAAGCAUAUCCUUCACCAAUAGGAGAAGUUCAUCAAGAUUUGGGACCAGGACUGCGGGAAAUAUGUGCCGCAAAUAGAUCGGAUGAGAAACAACAAAUAAAGGCACUUCUUCAGAAUGUUGGUACCUCUUUCUGUCCUGAUUACGUUGACUGGUUUGGAAUUGAAGCUGCUGAUGUACAUCCAAGAAAUGCUGAUCGAUCAGUUGUUUCCAAAUUCUUACAAGCAAAUCCUUGUGACAAUUCUACCAUCAAGUUAAAGGAAAUGGUUCGCUUGAUGAGAGAAAAGCGUUUUCCGGCUGCUUUCAAGUGCUACCAUAACUUCCACAAAAUCAAUACAAUAUCUGGUGACAAUCUUCAUUAUAAGAUGGUGAUCCAUGUACACAGUGAUUCAGGCUUUCGGCGAUACCAGAAAGAGAUGAGGUACAAACCAGACCUGUGGCCACUGUAUCGAGGUUUUUUUGUUGAUAUUAACUUGUUCAAGGCUAGUAAAGAGAAAGCUGAGGAGAUUGCUAGAAUUAGUGCUGAUAUUGGAAAAAAUGACAAAGAUAGUGACGACCCAUCUAGACAAAGUGGUUUAGCAGAUGAAGAUGCAAAUCUAAUGAUCAAGCUUAAAUUUCUUACAUAUAAGCUGCGAACAUUUUUAAUUCGGAAUGGCUUAUCCGUUCUUUUCAAAGAAGGUCCAGCUGCCUACAGGACCUACUACCUCAGGCAAAUGAAAAUAUGGAAUACAUCGCCAGGAAAGCAGAGACAACUCAGUAAGAUGUUGGAUGAGUGGGCAGUGUACAUAAAAAGGAAAUGCGGACACAGACAGCUUUCAUCGUCGGUGUACUUGAGUGAAGCUGAGCCUUUCCUUGAACAAUAUGCAAAACGCAGUCCAGAGAAUCAAGCCUUGAUAGGAUGUGCUGGGGACCUAGUGAGAACUGAAGAUUUCUUGGCCAUUGUUGAGGGAGGUAGAGAUGAGGAAGGUGACCUUGAGACCGAGAAGGAUCUAACGCCAUCUAGCCCGAGUCCUGAUGCUGUUCAGAAAAAGGAAGGUCUUAUAGUAUUCUUUCCAGGAAUACCUGGUUGUGCUAAAUCUGCCCUCUGUAAGGAAAUAUUAAGUGCUUCAGGAGGUCUUGAGGAUGAUCGUCCAAUCCAUAGUCUAAUGGGUGAUCUUAUAAAAGGGAGAUAUUGGCAAAAGAUUGCGGAUGAACGACGGAGGAAACCUUAUUCUAUUGUGCUUGCUGACAAGAAUGCACCCAACGAAGAAGUAUGGAGGCAGAUUGAGGACAUGUGUCGUAGUACUAAAGCAUCUGCAGUGCCAAUUGUGCCGGAUUCUGAAGGAACCGAGACAAAUCCAUUCUCUCUUGAUGCGUUAGCUGUUUUCAUUUAUCGUGUACUUAACCGAGUCAAUCACCCUGGAAAUCUUGAUAAAUCGUCUCCAAAUGCUGGAUACGUGUUGCUAAUGUUCUAUCACCUAUAUGAUGGAAAGAGUCGUAGAGAGUUUGAAAGUGAACUUAUAGAGCGUUUUGGCUCUCUUGUGAAGAUGCCUCUUCUGAAAUCUGAAAGGAGUCCCGUGCCUGAUAAAGUGAAGACAGUAUUGGAAGAGGGAAUAAAUCUAUAUUGGCUCCAUUCUAAAAGGCAUGGGAGAUUAGACUCCACCAAGGGGACUUACGUACGGGAGUGGGUUACAUGGGAGAAGCAAUUGCGUGAGACUUUAUUUGGAAAUGCUGAGUAUUUGACAUCUAUUCAGGUUCCUUUUGAAUUUGCUGUUAAUCAAGUGUUGGAACAGCUAAAAAGAAUUACGAAGGGAGAAUACACGACACCCACGUCUGAGAAGAGGAAGUUUGGAACUAUAGUUUUUGCUGCCAUUGAUGUUCCGGUUGCAGAUAUUCUUAAUCUUCUUUCAAAUAUAUCCAAGAACGAGCCAAAGGUUAAAGCGUUCUUGGAAGACACCAACAUGGCUAACAACCUCAAGACGGCUCACAUCACUCUUGCUCACAAAAGAAGCCAUGGUGUAACCGCUGUGGCCAAUUACGGUCCAUUCGUGAACCAAACGGUCCCUGUAGACGUGGCUGCGCUAUUCCUCUCAGAUAAACUAGCUGCACUAGAAACCCACCCAGGCUCCGUCGAUGGUCAAAAGAUAAGUUCUAAAAACCAGUGGCCACAUCUCACAUUAUGGACCGCCGAAGGCAUUCCACCCAAGGAAGCCAACACGUUGCCCGACCUGCUUUUGCAAGGGAAAGCUAACCGAAUCGAAAUCAAGCCGCCGUUCAGGAUCAGUGGCGUUUUGCAGUUCCAUUGAGAUUUUACCACAAGAGACUAUGCAAGAAAGCACAGCAUCAAAUAAUGUACAGAAUGAGUUUGAGAAUUGAGGUACACCUUCACUUAUAAUUUUCUGUAGGAUUAGUACAAGUUAUCUUCAUGUAUCUGUCUUGUUGCUUACUUAUAUCUGGUUUUUCAAUGUUUAGCGUAUCUGUUUUUCUCCCUUUCUCACGCUUUUCACUAGCUGGGGUGUAAGAUCCCACGUAUCGGUUGGGGAGGGGAACAAAGAUGUCAUAUAAAGGACUGAUAUACCUCAUCUAUCAUGCACGUUUUAAAACCGUGAGUCUAAGUAUGGGCAAAUCGGAAAAUAUCUGGUAUAGUUGGUAUGGGAUGUCACAUGGGGGUUUUCAUCGGGAUGGUUAUUGGUCGCUCUACUCUUUAGGGUAGAGGUCAUAUCUGCAUACGUUUUAAGCCCCGACCCCACCUCCAAAUGAGAUAUACUAGGCUCAUUUUGUUUGGUUCAGUUCAUGUUCAUCUCGAGAAAGCUGAAAGUGAACGCAAACCUAUUACGACUCGGUUUCAUUUAACAAGUGGGUCUAGUCCACUUUUCUGACAAUUUUUUUUCCUCCAAGAGAUUCUUUAAAAGAAAGCAUGAGUGUGUGUAAAAUUGCCCUAGAAAUGAUUACCAUGCGAGAAAUAACCUUUUACUUGCUCCGUCAUAA